AUGGGUUUCCCUUUACGCUUCUUAUCAUCACUGUUGUUGUGCCUCUUGGCCCUCCUCCUCCACCGGGCCACGGUGACAAGUGGGUGUUUCAGCAUGGAGAGGGAGGCACUGUUGGACUUCAAAGCCGGCAUCCACGACACCCAUAAUCGGCUAUCUUCUUGGGUAGGCCAAGACUGCUGCGCAUGGGCGGGGGUCAUCUGUCGCGCCACCACUGGCCACGUCGUCAAGCUGGACCUCCGGAACACGAAUACUACAGAUGAUUGGGCAUUACGCGGUGAGGGGAUGAUGAACUCGUCAUUACUUGCUUUAUCUCAUCUGAGGCACUUGGAUCUUAGCUUCAAUGAUUUCAGCGGAAUCCGUAUACCGGAAUUCAUCGGCUCCUUCAAGAAACUGAGAUACCUCAAUCUAUCUUCUACAUAUUUCAUGGGAGGAAUACCUGCUCGGCUGGGGAACCUUUCGAGCCUCUACGUUCUUGAUCUAAGCGAUGCUUUAGAUUUUACAUCCCUAGACAACCUCGACUGGCUCUCCCAUCUCACGUCCUUGAAGUACCUGAACUUGAGCGGGUUAAACCUAACUGAUGUCCCGGAUUGGUUCUCAUCGGUGAACAUGCUGCCGUCCCUCCAGGUGUUAAACAUGUCUUACGUUGGUCUCGAUACCAUCCCUGCUUCUGUUGUCCAUGUCAACUUCACCUCCUCUCUUACCGUCCUUGAUCUCUCCACUAAUAAUUUCGACUCCACCUUACCCAAAUGGUUGUGGAAUAUUACUAGUCUUACCCAUCUUUAUCUUCUUGCUACCGGGUUCCGUGGUGUUAUUCCUGAUGUAAUUGGAGACUUAGGCAGACUGAACGAAUUACAUAUGCCAGGCAACCAAUUGACAGGAAAUUUGAGCGGUCUGCUAGAGCAAAUGACGAAUCUCAUCAUUUUGGAUCUCCGAUCUAAUUUAUUCAACGGUUCCGUGCCUUCCUCCUCCAUCGGUAAGAUGUCUAAUAUCACUGAAUUGUAUCUCGGUGGAAAUUCUCUUGAAGGUGUUAUUUCACAAGUUCAUUUUGAGAAUCUUACAAGAUUACAAGUAUUAGACUUGUCUGGCAACUCCAUCACCAUAUCAAUUGGGCAGAGUUGGGUCCCCCCUUUCCAACUCAGAUUAGUAAAUUUAACCAAUUGUCAGUUGGGACCUCAAUUUCCAGAAUGGUUGCAGUUUCAAACACAGAUCAAAGAAUUAUAUUUGGCAGACUGUAAAAUUGCAGGGACAAUGCCGGCUUGGUUUUGGAAUAUUUCAUCUUCUACCAUCACAUAUUUAGACCUUUCCAACAACCAAAUAGGAGGCAAGCUGCCAUCUUCUUUCAAGUUCACCAAGUUGGAAACAUUAUAUUUGGACUCCAACAGAUUUGAAGGCUCAUUACCAACGAUGCUACCGUCCACACUGGAUAUUCUAUCUCUCUUCAAUAAUUCUUUUAAAGGACAAUUGCCGAUAUGGCCCCAUGUUAGAUUGGUGAUAAUCUCAGAUAACAUGCUUGACGGUGGCUUAUCUUCGUCAAUCUGCCAAUGGACACAUCUCGAAUACCUUGACCUUGCGAACAACAAAUUACUUGGUGAGAUCCCUUAUUGUCUAGGGGAGUCAUUACAAAAUCUUCAAUUCUUGAAUUUGGCCAACAAUCACUUCUCGGGUGAAAUUCCACACACGAUCGGUUUUUUAAGAAAGCUUUUGCUAUUGCAACUGCAAAAUAACAGUUUUUCGGGUGAGGUUCCUUUGUCAUUGAAAAAGUGCACAAAUUUAUGGUAUCUUGAUCUGGCUCAAAAUAAUCUUGUCGGAAAUAUAACGCUAUGGAUGGGAGAAAAUCUACAACCGGUAGUGCUUCGUUUACGUUCAAAUAUGUUUUCAGGAGUUAUUCCUUGGCAACUUGUUCGAUUUGAACCGCUUCAAAUAUUGGAUCUUGCGAAUAACAACUUCUCUGGUUCAAUACCUCACAACAUUGGUAAUUUAAGUACCAUAAGACCGACAUUACGUUCUCAUAAAUAUUAUGAUUGUGAAUUAGAUAUCUUUACGAAAGGACGAGUUCUUCAAUAUUUAACAUGCAACGUAAACCUUAUGAAAAGUUUGGAUCUUUCAAAUAAUAGUCUAACCGGAGAGAUACCAAAAGGAAUUGGAGACCUUGCAGAACUCAAUAACUUAAAUUUAUCAAGAAAUCAUUUACAAGGAAAAAUCCCUCGGGAGAUAGGAGGAAUGAAAUCAUUAGAAUCACUUGAUCUAUCGAUAAAUGAUCUUUCUGGUAGUAUUCCUGAGAGCUUAUCGGCUUUAUAUUUCUUGAGCUAUUUGAAUUUAUCAUAUAAUAAUCUUUCGGGACUGAUACCAUCUGGUCAUCAACUUCAAACACUCGAUGAUCCAUCCAUUUACAUGGGCAAUGCUGACUUAUGUGGACCACCAACUUUCAAAAGUUGUUCUAAUAAUAAAACAACUGAUAUACAAGAGUACGAGAAGGAGAUUUCCGAUUGGCUAUGGUUCUAUAUUAGCAUGGUACUAGGAUUUGUGAUGGGAUUUUGGAUAUUUUGUGGUAUUCUUUUCCUCAAAGACGCAUGGAGGCAUGCUUAUUUCCAUUUCAUUGAUGAUGUGUAUGAUUGGGUUUGGGUGCAAUGGAAAUUAAUUCUUCCACGAUUGUUGAGACGUGAAUCCUAA
Musa acuminata AAA Group (dessert banana) is the source of this 2670-nucleotide messenger RNA. RefSeq names its product receptor-like protein EIX2. NCBI's taxonomy places the organism in Eukaryota, Viridiplantae, Streptophyta, Magnoliopsida, Zingiberales, Musaceae. Bases 1 to 2670 code for a protein of 889 amino acids. The record is from RefSeq and is a predicted model, not a curated record. Gene Ontology annotation, molecular function: protein binding. The transcript has a single exon.